AUGGCUCAAUACUCUGCUUCCUUGGGAAACGGUGGUCUCACUGUUAGACCUGUCAAUGAUCACUUCUUCGAGAGCGAGGAUGACCGUGAUGGACGAUAUAUUCGAAGCAAGUCCCGCGAGGCCCAGCGUUAUGCCGCCGAGCAACUUCAAAUUAUGGCCGAUGAGAUGUCUAGGGCUACUGCAGACGAAUACCAGGAGGACAUUCUCGAUCACAUGGAGCGCAUGGAGGCCGAAACCCUGCCUGACGUUGAUAGCAUCGACAUCCAAACGGAAAUCCAGUGGUUCAUGCGACCUUACUUGCUCGACUUCUUGAUUGAGGCUCACAUUGCUUUCCAACUUCACCCGGAGACUCUUUUCUUGACCGUCAACCUUUUGGACCGGUACUGCUCCAAGCGUGUUGUGUUCAAACGACAUUACCAACUUGUUGGAUGCGCAGCAAUGCUCAUCGCUGCGAAGUAUGGAGACAAGAAGGACCGUGUCCCAACCAUUAGAGAACUCCAAAGCAUGUGCUGCGGUUUAUAUGAGGAGGACAUGUUUGUCCAGAUGGAACGUCACGUUCUCCAGACCUUGAACUGGAUUAUCGGACAUCCUACUGUUGAUAACUUCCUCCAAAUGAUUCUAUCUGAGGUUAGCUACGAUCCUGAAGUGGAGUACAUGGCUCUGUAUCUCAGCGAGAUCGCAAUGUUCCAUAAGGAUUUUGUUAGCACGCUUCCUUCCGUCAUGGCACGUUCUGCCCUCGCACUUGCAAGACACAUCCUUGGCCGGACCCCGCCGCCACAGUCGGACUGGGCGAUGUCAUACGAUACCACCACCAUCGUCCUACUGUCGCAGCACCUCCAUCGUCCCUCCCAGGUUCUUGUUCGUAAGUACUCGAGUGCUCAUUAUGGAGCUGUCGCGGUUACUUUGGAAGACUUCAUGGCGAAGCAAGCAGCUAUUGCUCGACGGCACACAAUCGCCCCGCGGGUUCGCCAAAUGGCCCCCCAACCACAGAUCCAAGAGCCGGAGAAUACCCUCGCGCCGCAGCCAGCUACUGUAGCCCCCAUGACACCUCAAAAACCCGGACCAGGACCGCAACAGCAGCAGAUGCCACAUGGGUACCCAACACCUCCAGAGACGCCAAAUGAUGACUAUUUCGAGCAUCAACAGGCUAUGCUUGCGGCUAAAGCUGCAGGCGCUGGUGCCCUUGUGCCUCAGAACCCUGCUACACCAAUGCCAACCCCUACCUCCGUCCCAGUCCAACCGGCCCAAGUCUACCAAUUCUAG
Messenger RNA from Orbilia oligospora ATCC 24927, 1263 nucleotides. RefSeq lists its product as uncharacterized. Gene Ontology annotation, molecular function: cyclin-dependent protein serine/threonine kinase regulator activity. The coding region runs from base 1 to 1263 and encodes 420 amino acids. The record is from RefSeq and is a predicted model, not a curated record. Gene Ontology annotation, biological process: regulation of cyclin-dependent protein serine/threonine kinase activity; mitotic cell cycle phase transition. Gene Ontology annotation, cellular component: cyclin-dependent protein kinase holoenzyme complex; centrosome; nucleus. The transcript has a single exon. Lineage: Eukaryota; Fungi; Ascomycota; Orbiliomycetes; Orbiliales; Orbiliaceae.